AGCUCCGAGAGCCGGCGGCGGCUGCGGCGGCCAGAGAGGCCCCUCCUUCACGCCCUCCUUUCCCUCGCUCGCAGCCGAGCGGAGCCGGCCGACCGGCUGGGGCCCCGACCCUCCCCGGCCAUGGCCGGCAACGUGAAAAAGAGCUCUGGCGCCGGAGGCGGCGGCGGCUCCGGGGGCUCGGGCUCGGGCGGCCUGAUCGUCAUGAAGGACGCCUUCCAGCCGCACCACCACCACCACCACCUCAGCCCCCACCCGCCGGGGACCGUGGACAAGAAGAUGGUGGAGAAGUGCUGGAAGCUCAUGGACAAGGUGGUGCGGUUGUGUCAGAACCCAAAGCUGGCGCUAAAGAAUAGCCCACCUUAUAUCUUAGACCUGCUGCCAGAUACCUACCAACAUCUCCGUACUAUAUUAUCAAGAUAUGAGGGGAAGAUGGAGACACUUGGAGAAAAUGAAUAUUUUAGGGUGUUCAUGGAGAAUUUGAUGAAGAAAACUAAGCAGACCAUAAGCCUCUUCAAGGAGGGGAAAGAAAGAAUGUAUGAGGAGAAUUCUCAGCCUAGGCGAAACCUAACCAAACUGUCCCUAAUCUUCAGCCACAUGCUGGCAGAACUAAAAGGCAUCUUUCCAAGUGGACUCUUUCAAGGAGACACAUUUCGGAUUACUAAAGCAGAUGCUGCAGAAUUCUGGAGAAAAGCUUUUGGGGAAAAGACAAUAGUCCCUUGGAAGAGCUUUCGACAGGCCCUACAUGAAGUUCAUCCCAUCAGUUCUGGGCUGGAGGCCAUGGCUCUGAAAUCCACUAUUGAUCUGACCUGCAAUGAUUAUAUUUCAGUUUUUGAAUUUGACAUCUUUACCCGACUCUUUCAGCCCUGGUCCUCUUUGCUCAGGAAUUGGAACAGCCUUGCUGUAACUCAUCCUGGUUACAUGGCUUUCCUGACGUAUGAUGAAGUGAAAGCUCGGCUCCAGAAAUUCAUUCACAAACCUGGCAGUUACAUCUUCCGGCUGAGCUGUACUCGUCUGGGUCAGUGGGCUAUUGGUUAUGUUACUGCUGAUGGGAAUAUUCUCCAAACAAUUCCUCACAAUAAACCUCUCUUCCAAGCACUGAUUGAUGGAUUCAGGGAAGGCUUCUAUUUGUUUCCUGAUGGACGAAAUCAGAAUCCUGACCUGACAGGCUUAUGUGAACCAACUCCCCAAGAUCAUAUCAAAGUGACCCAGGAACAAUAUGAAUUAUACUGUGAGAUGGGCUCUACAUUCCAACUGUGUAAAAUAUGUGCUGAAAAUGAUAAAGAUGUAAAGAUUGAGCCCUGUGGACACCUCAUGUGCACGUCCUGUCUUACAUCCUGGCAGGAAUCAGAAGGUCAGGGCUGUCCAUUCUGCCGAUGUGAAAUCAAAGGUACUGAACCCAUUGUGGUAGAUCCAUUUGAUCCUAGAGGAAGUGGCAGCCUGUUGAGGCAAGGAGCAGAAGGAGCUCCCUCCCCAAAUUAUGAUGAUGAUGAUGAUGAACGAGCUGAUGAUUCUCUCUUCAUGAUGAAGGAAUUGGCAGGUGCCAAGGUGGAACGGCCUCCUUCUCCAUUCUCCAUGGCCCCACAAGCUUCCCUUCCCCCAGUGCCACCACGACUUGACCUUCUGCAACAGCGAGUAUCUGUUCCUUCAAGUACUUCUGGUCUGGGAACUACUUCUAAGACUGUUUCUGGCUCCCUUCACAAGGACAAACCAUUGCCAAUACCUCCCACACUUAGAGAUCUUCCCCCACCACCCCCUCCUGACAGGCCAUAUUCUGUUGGAGCAGAGGCCCGGCCUCAGAGACGCCCCCUUCCUUGUACACCAGGCGAUUGUCCAUCCAGAGACAAACUGCCUCCUGUUCCCUCUAGUCGCGUUGGAGACUCCUGGCUGCCCCGGCCAAUCCCCAAAGUGCCAGUAGCUACUCCGAGUGCUAGUGACCCCUGGACAGGAAGAGAAUUAACCAACCGGCACUCACUUCCAUUUUCAUUGCCUUCACAAAUGGAGGCCAGAGCAGAUGUGCCCAGGCUUGGAAGCACAUUCAGUUUGGAUACUUCCAUGAGUAUGAAUAGCAGCCCAUUAGCAGGUCCAGAGUGUGAACACCCCAAAAUCAAACCUUCCUCAUCUGCCAACGCCAUUUAUUCUCUGGCUGCCAGGCCUCUUCCUGUGCCAAAACUGCCACCUGGGGAUCAGGGUGAGAAUGAGGAGGACACAGAAUAUAUGACUCCCUCCUCUAGGCCUGUAGGGCUUCAAAAGCCAGAAGCAAAACGGCCUUUGGAGGCAUCCCAGAGUUCACGAUUAUGUGAUUGUGACCAGCAAAUUGAUAGCUGUACCUAUGAAGCAAUGUAUAAUAUUCAGUCCCAGGCGCCACCCGUCACCGAGAACAGCACCCUUGGUGAAGGGAAUUUGGCUGCAGCCCACACCAACACUGGCCCUGAGGAAUCAGAAAAUGAGGAUGAUGGAUAUGAUGUCCCUAAGCCACCUGUACCAGCUGUGCUAGCCCGCCGAACUCUGUCAGACAUCUCUAAUGCCAGCUCCUCCUUUGGCUGGUUGUCUCUGGAUGGUGAUCCCUCAACAAACUUCACUGAGGGUUCCCAAGUUCCUGAGCGGCCCCCUAAACCAUUCCCUCGGAGAAUCAACUCUGAACGAAAAGCAGGUAGCUGUCAGCAAGUUGGCAGUGCUACCGCCACACCUUCUGCUGCCCCCUCUCCUCAGCUUUCCAGUGAGAUCGAGAACCUCAUGAAUCAGGGUUACUCCUAUCAGGACAUUCAGAAAGCUUUGGUCAUUGCCCACAACAACAUUGAAAUGGCCAAAAACAUCCUUCGAGAAUUUGUUUCUAUUUCUUCCCCUGCCCAUGUGGCCACCUAGCACAUCCCUCCCUGCAGCGGCUUCAGAGGACCCACAAGCCAGGCUCUUACUUGAGGAGCACAUAGGAGGGCAGAGGCUCCUUUGGGGACUUCACAGUGAGGUCCUGCCCUCUCUGUGGGUAUCACACCUGUGGUUCCAAGAUUUCAAAGCAGUGGAAUGAAAAUGGAGCAGCUAGUGUGUUUUAUUAUUAUACUGGUCUUGAGAGUGCAUUUGAAGGUGUCCUUCAGUCCCCACUAGGGGAGAGUGUGGAUUUUUAUUACAUGGUAGCCUACCUGGGGAACAGUUGAGAAAGUAGUAGAACAGGUAUUGUGCUAUAAACCCUAAUGGAGGACAUAGACUUUCCUGGGUUAAGGAUGUGACUGUGUGUUUGUGUGUCUGUCUGUCUGUGGUUAUCUGUGUCCUGUGAUUAUGAUGAUCCUGCUGUGUGUGUUAAUUCCAGGUGGGGAAUUAGCACAAGAGGUUCAGGAAGGAAUCUUUUAAAGACUUCUAUCUACUGUGGUAUUACCCCCAAUUCUAGUGUGUAUUACAACUUCAACACUCCACUUUGGCUUAGAUUAUCAUGUGCAUAGCUCGAGUCUUAUAUUUUUAAAAUACCUUUCCUCUGUUCUUUCCCCUAUCAACUUCUUCCUCCUCCUCCUCCUUGGUUUUGUGUCAUUGUCAGUGGGCUUGCUAUGGCCAGCCUUACUGAGGCCAAGCAGCUUUUAUAGGAUGUUCUUUAUUAUGUGUGAUGUUGUUGGUUUGUUUGGUAGAGAUAGCUGGGAGAGAGAGUAUUGUUGCUAUGUUGUUAUAGUUUUGUUUGAUACUAGGAGCUAACACUGGUCACUCCAAAGCACUGUUUCUAUAGGAACAUUGAAUUUGUUAAAAUAAGAUGUUUGAAUUAUCCUAAUUACAUAAUGACUGAUUUGAGAUAGAGGCCUUCAAAUACAUUCCAUGUCCUCCCCAGAAAAUAGUCUGGGGGAGUCUGUUGCCUUGGUGCCAGGUGUGUGUCCUGGUGUAGGUCAUGAGUCUUUCUAUUUAAUGGGAGGGGAAAAACAUUUGUUUCCAGGAUUAACUUUCUGGCCCUAAUACCAUGAGGCUUUUAGAAAGCUUCAUUCAUAUGCUAUUUAGAUGCACAAAAUAGUAAGUUUUUCUUCCCAACGCAUUAAUUUCAGCUUAUCUGAGUAUUUCCCUUUGAGCAUGAGCCAGGUUAGAUUUUCAAAAAUGGUUUUAUCUUUGCCCUUUAAGGAGUGCGGAUACCACCUAUGGUAGCACAGUGUUUUGCUGAUAAUCAGCAUCUUUCCUACUUUGGUGCUGCCCAGUGACUUGGUUUUCUCUUGUGCCUAGGGCUAGGGAAUGGAAUGUCUCUUUCCUCCCUUCCCUUUUCUUUCCCCGUAAGUGUGUUCUUCAUAGUAAUUAGACAUCAUUUAUUACAAUAAAUGACUACUCAAAGACAGUAUGGGGAAAAGCUGGCUGUUUAUGUAGUUGCAAGUUCAUAAAGAAGCUUAGGUGUCCAGUUGGGAGCCCUGCUCUUCAUUUCCUGUGGAUACUACUCUGUGGCCCCUUGAGUUCAGUUAGUUCUCUGUCCUGAGUUUUUGCUGACUUCCCUAAUGGUUGUAUCCUUCCUCCUGCCAUAAGCAAGGCUUCUCUUAGAUAAAUUACCUUCCUUGAGAUCUAAAUUUUGCUUUUAUCUUUAGGUUUAGACAAAUGACUCUCCUUAAAUCUGCUUUCUUUACAGUCUUGGUUUAGAACUGAAACCUUUUCUAACUCAUCUCUUGAUCUUUUGUUUUUAUCCUCUUGCCCCUGAACUAUUUAUAUUCGUGGAGCAGAGCAUAGAGUUUGCUCUAGUACAGGACCUAUAUUGAUUUGCAUAACCCACCAGCAGGUGCAGGAGGCCCUGCUCUCGGGUAGAGGGAAGCAGAGAAAGUGGGCACUGAGUGGCAAACAUUAGCCUACCAUCCUUUUCUAAAAGCUGGCAACAUUCAUUAUGCAUUUUGUUUCAAUAUUGAAUGCCUAGACAAAGAACUAGAAGAAAUGACAACAGUUUCCAGGCCUAUCCAUGCUGUAAUUUUUCUUUUUCUACAGAUACUGCCUAUAGUCAAGAUCUAACAAGAAAACCAAAUUGCAUCUCUUGCCUGUUCAUUGUAUCCACAUCUUCUGUGGACGUUAUUGCCCGCCCAUACUGGCUGGGUUAAGGGCCAUUUCAUACUUGAUUUUCCUGGCACCUAUGUGGCUCUUCAAGUCAACCCUGAAAAGAGUGUCCCAGUUGCAUGUAGAGCACAUGCAUUGUUGACUGGUUUGGGUAUGAGUUGUAGUUUGUCAGGUGUGCAUCUGCAGGCACUCAAGGCUUUGAACCAUUUCAUGAGGGCCUAUUCUUUGGGUUCUAAGGACAUACUUGGGCUUGUGCCUCAAAUUUGCCAGACAAGCUUCAGGAAGGUUUUCACAUGACUCUUGUCUUGAAGAUAGUAGUAAAACUUGAAUUUCUUACAUUUUCCUUUGACUGAGGCACCAUUAACCCAUUUCUUUAUCCUCCAUUCAUAUUGCAAUUUUUAAUUCUUUGGCACUUGCUCUGAAUUGAACUAAAAUUGCCCUUUCAUGAAUGGGCUUUUGAGUUUUGCCAUUUGGGGCAAGCUUAUCCCUUUCCCCCUCCUAAUUACAUAGGGUCAAUAUAGUCAAGAAAACCACUUUAAUGUUUUCCUUUUUCUCAAAUUAAUUGGACCAUUUUAUUCGGCCCAAUUUCCUGUUUUCCCUGUAUUUUCCUGAAUUGCUUUACAUAGCCUGCCUUAUUGCUGGGUCUUCCAGCUACUGUGACUGGACUUUUCCAGCUGCCUCUUCCAUAUUCCUUCUACUAAAAUGAAAGGUUCUUAGAGUGGAAAAGACCUGUGAACUCUAUAAUAUACCUCCCUUUAGUUAAAUAAUAGACUCAUCUCAGCAUGUAUCUGUUAAUAUUUAUUUAAAUAGUGAUCUCUACCUGUGGAUGACUAUAUUCCUGUACUAGGCCUCCCUCCCUCCCUCCACAACCCCGCCCUAUAUAUUCAGCCAUUCUUUUGUUCGCUUUCUCUUUGUAGACAGACUCUCAUUGCCAGGGCCCAAGAUGUGGGAUACUGCUAUUAGUAUUAUUAGCCAUUCUGUGGAUUAAAAAAAAAAAAAAAUGGGAGUGGGAGGUUGCUAUUCUUCAUACCUAAAAUAUUUACUUCCUUUAUA
This is a messenger RNA of Sciurus carolinensis (gray squirrel), 6042 nucleotides long. It is a transcript of the gene Cbl, whose product is annotated as Cbl proto-oncogene. Gene Ontology annotation, molecular function: ubiquitin protein ligase activity; calcium ion binding; receptor tyrosine kinase binding. Gene Ontology annotation, cellular component: plasma membrane; membrane raft. Gene Ontology annotation, biological process: negative regulation of epidermal growth factor-activated receptor activity; cell surface receptor signaling pathway. NCBI's taxonomy places the organism in Eukaryota, Metazoa, Chordata, Mammalia, Rodentia, Sciuridae. The record is from RefSeq and is a predicted model, not a curated record.